AUGAGGAAACUAUGUCCAAAUUUUGAUCGAGAAGAUGGGCUGGAGACAGUUCUGGAGGUGCCCAUUCCGGAGGAAAUGUUCGCGGCCAUGGGGAACAACAUAGCCUUGCGGUGGGAAAAUAUGGCGACUUGGAUGAAAGCUCAAACUUCCGAUAAAUGGUCAUCUCCAAUUAUCGCCGGGCGCUAUAAUGAAUUGAGUUUUCUUCUUUUCAUUAUGGGAUCUCCUCUUAUCCCACUUCAAGUCCAAUUAGACCAAUCUAUCCAUCGUCCUGUUAGGCACGCUUCCAUUGAAGCAUCAACAGCCAAAUACAUCGUACAACAAUACAUAGCAGCAACGGGAGGACAGCAGGCUUUGAACUCGGUAAAUAGCAUGUGCGCGCUUGGACAAGUCAAAAUCAGUUCAUCAGAAUUUCAUCAAGGAGAUGAUUCAGUCAAAGUUAGAAACACUGAAGAAGCCGGAGGAUUCGUGCUGUGGCAGAAGAACCCGGACCUCUGGUGCUUAGAGUUGCUCAUCUCCGGUUGUAAAGUCAUCUCUGGUAGCAAUGGCAAAGUUUCUUGGAGGGAAUCCUCCAACCAACAAAGACCCAUUGCUAAGGGUCCUCCCAGACCCCUACGCCGCUUUUUACAGGGCCUGGAUCCUCGCUCUGCAGCCAUUUUAUUCAUAGAUGCAGUAUGCAUAGGAGAGAAGAUCAUAAAUGACGAAGACUGCUUCAUUCUAAAACUGGACACAAACCAAUCAACUCUGGAGGCGCAAAGCGGCCCCAAUUACGAAAUCAUCCAUCACACUCUGUGGGGAUACUUCAGCCAAAGAUCAGGGCUUCUCGUUAAAUUUGAGGAUUCGAGGCUGCUUACUGUGAAAACAAGUAGGGAUGAUGGUGAAGGAGUGUUCUGGGAGACGAGCACGGAGUCGGUGAUAGAGGAUUACAAGUAUGUGGAGGGUGUUAAUAUAGCACAUAGUGGCAGGACUUCUAUGACAGUUUUCAGAUAUGGAGAGCAGUCAGCAAACCACAAAAGAGAGCUCCAAGAAACUUGGAAGAUUGAGGAAGUUGAUUUUAAUGUCUGGGGUUUGAACUCUGAAUUUUUUAUGCCUCCUUCAGAAUUCCAGAGGAAAAAAUGA
This is a messenger RNA of Coffea eugenioides, 1116 nucleotides long. RefSeq lists its product as uncharacterized. The coding region runs from base 1 to 1116 and encodes 371 amino acids. NCBI's taxonomy places the organism in Eukaryota, Viridiplantae, Streptophyta, Magnoliopsida, Gentianales, Rubiaceae. The transcript has 3 exons. The record is from RefSeq and is a predicted model, not a curated record.